Molecule: messenger RNA, 7943 nt
Organism: Coregonus sp. 'balchen'
Lineage: Eukaryota; Metazoa; Chordata; Actinopteri; Salmoniformes; Salmonidae
Source: the annotation of a GenBank genome assembly
UACAUUUACAUCCCAUUAGGAGGCUCUCACCAUGGGCUGCUGUGGAAGAUGCUGUCCACGGCUCUGGCAUUUGGCUUUGUGUGUUUCUGGCAUGGAGGACAUGACUACCUACAGUACUGGGCUCUGAUGAACUGGGUCGGGGUGCUGGUGGAGAAUGGAGUGACGAUCCUCCUCUCUUCUCCCCUCGUCUAUCCAUCUAUUGUAAGUGACUGAAGUCCUUACUCACCUUAGCUCUCAUCUACCCCUCUAUUGUUUGUGAGAACACAUGAUUGUAAAUGAAUGAAUGAUUGACCGUCACAGGUUUUGCAAAUGUGUGCGAAAAUGGAAUCAACCUAUCGAUUUCCCCGGACAUUGCCUUAACUCAUGUGUCUGUAGAACGGUCCCAACUACUUUUUACUGAAUUACUAACUGUUCCUCUAAGGCUCUUUGAAAUUAAUCUGGUCUUUCCGUGUGGGUGGGGUUGGUGUCUGUGUGGGUGUUUGUGUGUUGGUGUCUGUCUGUAUAUGUUUGAACGCACUGCUCUGUGUUGACUGCGAUUUACAGCAAAGCCAUAAAAACGAUGUGGGAGGACUUAUCAGCUCAACCCACACACACUCGCACGCAUGAACACACACACACACACACACACAAAGUGCUUAGUCAAGCCUGGGUCUGUUGGCUGACUCUCCAUCACACUGGAAGGGGAGUGAAGCUGAGGCCUGGACCCUCUCCCUUCUUUAUUUCGCUCUCUUUUAGCUUCUCUCUCCUUCUCUGCCUCUCUCUCUCUCUCUCGCUCGCUCUCUCUUUCUCUCUCUCUGGGAGAAUCUUGAAUCCUUGCGUCCUCUUUUGAAAAAGGUUAAAGUUAUUCGAGGAGAGAAAACGUGGAAACAAAUGCACUUGUAUGAAAUGAGACUCCUCUAGCGUGUCCUCAGGCAAAUGACUUUGGAAUCCCGAAAUACAUGUGAAUGUGGUAAAAAGAAAUUAGCUAGUUGUGCUAGACAUUUUAUAGAUAAAAGGAUACGCAGCUUAUUGUUUUUAAAUGUGUGUAUGCUUUUAUCAUCACAGACAGCUCUUUCAAAGGGGGUGUGACGGAUUUCAAAACUCUUCCACGGUAGGAUACACCUGAGCAUCCUACACUGGAGGAGGCAAUUUAGGAGAGGAGUAAACUCCUCUGUUCUCUUAUUAACUAAAUGACACUCUCUUACAUAUGACAACCACUUAUCGGUUCCCUUUCGGUCAGUCAACUUCAGUACAACAUACUAUGGGGGAGUCGCACUCUAGCGACUUGAAGGAUCUACAAUCACGCCUGACAAGGCCAAUGAAAUCCGCGCCUCGCUGGAAGCCAUGCCUUACACAGGUGAUAAGGCUCAGAUUCAUUCCUUAAAUUAUUCCGCUCUUCACCUCGGUGUGAAACAAAACGAUUCACGCUACUAAAACAAACAAGACUGUCUUACGUUGCGCCAAAUAAACUGUCCCUUAGUGGUAGAGCUUGCCCGCCCCCUGGACGUUGUGCGCUGAAGUUUGUGUGGUUGUCAUAAGUUUCCUAAUCAAUCAUUAGUUAUUCUUCUAAUUGCUUGGCCUGUCUAUAGCAAUAGGUAAGAUGGCUAACGUGACCGAAACAAUGAAAGCUAACAAGCCGGGUUCGGGUUUGCAACCAUGCCCCAAUGAAUUAAAAGAUACUCACGUUGGUUGUCUUGUAUGUCUCGGCUCGGUGCAUGCUCAGGCUGCCCUCGCUCAAAUCUGUUUGUGUGGGAGACUAGGGGACGGCUGGCACUGUCCUUUAGGGGGCUUGGUGUUUCCGAUAGUGACUUCCUCUCCCGGGUGCCCUUACCUCAGCUGAGUCUGCGUUGCGGGACGCGGAGGUGGUUUGGGUCAUUGGUCUAGUCAAAUGUCUCCCGGUUCCUGUGUUAUGCUCUGUCAACAGUUACGGGACGCUUCUCUGAGAGAGGGCGACCAGGUUCUGUGGGUAUCCCCCCCACCGCCUGUGUCUGCCUUGAUUAGGCACCGCUUGCCUCUCUUCCCAGAAGGGUCUGGAUCCCACCUGGGUGAUCCGGUCCUACGCACACUUUCAAGACCAGGCUAGCUAACAAGCGCUGCAUAGCGUGCUAGCCGGGUAAGCUAACGCACCGAGGCGAGCUAGCUACUACUAGCUAGCUAUCUUGUUUAGUAUAUACUGUACGUAGCGUUAAGUCGCUUGGUUAUUCUAAACGGACCGUGCUGCGGUCAGAGGCUAGCUAGCCUAGCUUAGACUAAAGAGCCUCCUGGCUAACGUCGGCUAGCAUGCAUAACUGUAAAUGAUGCUUACUAGCCCUGCCUACAACCCCAUUCCUUUUUUCAAUUCCUGGAGUUGGAGGGAAUAGAGAGGGUGAGGAUUGCGUGCUCCUCCCCUGAGCAGCUGCACAACUCCACAAAAACAUUGCUGUGACGACGGUGCCCACACGUUUCUUUUACGGCAAAUGGGGUAUUAUGUCUGACAUUGCGGGAGCCCUCUGUGCCCAUAAGAGGGCUGGGCUUCAUGCAGGCUAUACAGUCUUACGGAAGCACAAUGUGUGUUGGAAACUUGUCCCUGUUUAAUGCCCCUCUGGUACCCCGCGUUCCAUGGUGUUCAUGUGGUGGUUGGUAGCGGAGUCCAGCAGGGUUGGACACGACCAUGCUAUUAUCCAACACACCGUCUCUGUGGUUCAUAUGGACUCUGAAAUUAGCUGUCUUUCUCCAGCUCACCACUUUCUAUUCCUGGGAAUUCGAUUCAAUUACGAAUCGCCCCUGUCUGUUACCACAGAAGGGGUUUGUUUUUCUGAGCUGUCUGUUCCAAUCCCAGCUACAAAUUUUUUUCCCUGGGUCUAUUUUUAAUGUGUGUGGUCCAGUGCUGGGUGCCAGCUGGUUACCGUAAUGCAUCUUACCGCCUUAAACGAGUGAGGUUUGUUGUGACAACAGUACUCCCAGGUGGUACUGCCAAUCGGGGUUCGUCACUGAUCGCCGAAGCCCUUGUACCGAGAGUGGGCCAGGCUUUAGGCAAACUCCAGAGUUACACAGUGUUCACAGGUGUCCAAAAGUGUUGUCUUCCGUAUGUGAGUUCGAUGAAAAGUGUCCCUUCUCCAUGUUCAGACACACGGUUGUCAAGAGUGGUGGAAAUGGAAGAAGAACCAAUCUCUCCCAGUCCACAAGAUGGCGUCCCGUCAGGGUACAGGCUACAAUUUGUUGUGUGUCCCCCACGCUUCUGCAUCAUCAUUAUGUUGACUGUUCUGGAGGCCUCAGCGCCCGUUUUGAGUGAGAAUAUAUCGCCUCCAUCUCCAGAAGCAGGCAAUCUGAAUGGUUCCUGUGUCGAAGAUCCAGGACAGCUGGUACAGCCGGUAUGUCCUGGUUCCGAAAAGGGACGGAAUGCUCAGAAUGCUCACGAGCCGCCGACUAUUACAGCCGAUUGGCUGGUCCAGGGGACAAGUGACAUUACACACAUCCAUGCUGCUGUCCCGUAUUCAGUCUCUAGGCUUCAUAAGAAAGCAGAAAAAUAGCUGUUUGACUCUAUCUCAGCGCAUUUCGUUUCUGGGUCUUGAGCUAGAUUCCAUGGAGGAUGUCUUGGUUCAAAUUUCGGCUGGGUCACACAGUGCAUUUUUGCCAAUGCUGACUGGGGAUGAUAGCUUCUGUGAUGGAAGUCGUUCCCGUGGGGCUAUUGUUGAUGCGGCCCUUCUAGCACUAAGUGCUAGCCACUCACCUGGAAACAUCUUGAGCAGUCGCUUCGGGUGUCCCUGUCAUGCUAUUGUCAGGGGACUCCCAUGGGCUGAGUUGUAUCCCGCAAGGUGAUCACGACAGACACAUCCCUCCGAGGGUGGGGUGCGCUGUACGACGGCACCUCGAUUCGGGGUGUAUGGACACUGGUGCGGAGCGCACUGCAUAUAAUUUACCCGGAGCUCUUAAUGGUGUAUCUGGCGCUCAGGUGCUUCCCCCUGCCUUUGUUGGGCCGGCUUGUGCUGGUCAGAACCAACAAAGUGCAUCAACAGACAUGGCUCACUCCCUAUUGCUGUGGAGCAGUUCGCACAUGCUCUCGCUUUGGACGACGCAUGUCCCCGGUUGCCUCAACUAAGGUGCAGAUAUUUUAUCCAGGUGAGACACUCUCUCUCAGGAGUGGAUGCUACAUCCCUGGGUGGUCUCCAUAAUAUGGGAAAUGUUCAGCAGGGCCGACGUAGAGCUUUACGCAUCACGAGAAAAUGCGUAGUGUCGUCUAUUUUUCUCGAUGAGGGACCCGAGUGCCCCGUUGGGAACAGACGCUCUGUCACACCAGAGGCCUCGGACCCUCCUUUACGCGUUUCCGCCAGUGGUUCUGAUUCAGCCCACGAUGAAGAGGGUGAGCCGGCAGGGCUUAUUAUUGAUUAUUGUGGCUCCCUGUUGGCCCAGACAGCCUUGGUUCAGGCGCAUGGGCAGGUUUGGCAAGCGAGGCUGGAGAUUUGGUUCCUAUGGGCCUGGCCCCGGAGAGGGCCUAUCUGAUGGCUAGAGGUUUACCUCUGGAUGUUAUUGCUACCAUUCAGUCUGCAAGGGCACCCUUACACGAGAGCGCUGUAUGUGUGUGAAUAUGUGGCAAGCAUUUGAUCUCUGGUGCCAGGAUAAAGGACUGUGAGGGACAUCCUUAUGUUCCUACAGGAGCUUUUUGAGCAGGGGCGGGCAUUUUCCACGUUAAACGUGUACAUGGCUAUCUAAGGGUGUCAUGUGGGAAUUGACGGAGCCUAACAUGGGGCCCACCCCCUGGUUGUGCAGUUCCUGAAAGGUGUACGUUGUCUCAGACCAGUCUUUAAACCUAUUGCGCCCACAUGGGACAUGGCGCUAGUUUUAGAGGCACUGUGUGCGGCCCCCUUUGAGCCUCUGGAGUCGUUGGAUCUGAAGAUCAUGUCUUACAAAACCUCCCUGCUCAUGGCUUUGGCCUCGGCUAAACAUGUUGGGGAUUUUCACGCGUUAUCCGGCACUCAGUUCCCCCGGGCGACUCUGUGACAUUGCGUCCAAAUGCGGCCUUCGCCCCGAAAAUCAUGUCUAUGUCCUACAGGUCCUUUUGAGUUAUUUUUCUUUUGCUUCUGAAGAGCAACAGAGCUUGUGUCCUGUGUCCAUUGUGAGCUUUACGCACAUACAUUGAACGGACCCAGGAUAUCUGGUUAGUUGACCAGCUUUUUUUUUUUUUUUUGCUGAUCCAGCUGCGGCAGGCCACUCUCCCCCUGGCAUAUAGCAGCAAGGGGCAAGGGUGACCUAGCGGUGUACGCGCCCACUCCACCAGGGGUCUGGCAGUGUCUUGGGUGUUGUUUAAAGGGUUGACUAUAGGAGAUAUUUGUGCUGCGGCGAGUUGGGCAUCACCACACACUUUUAUAAGGUUUUAUCGCUUGGAUGUCACUGCUCCCAGUGUAGCCCCAGUGUGCUUACUGCUGGGACAUGGGAACGUCUCUAGGCUGCGCACCGUGUGCGCAAUACCCAGACUGCUGCAUCUGGCGGGGUCAGGUCUGGGUGGUCUGCCAUGGGCCGUUUUCUUUUAGUAUCCGUUGGGGUCGGCUUGGGGCAUGAUUAUAUUUCCCCAUAGCAUGUUGUACCGAAGUUGACUGACUGAAAGGGAACAUAACGUACUGUUCCCUGAAGGAGGGAAACUGGGUACAACACCCACAUCUUUCUAUUACACUUCUCACUGCACCCAUUCCACAUGAUUGUCAUUCUGCAGUUUAUCGUAGUUUAUCAGUCUACACCCCUCUACUCCUUCCGCCCUCGAGCCUCCCAGCCCACUCCUUCUGACCAGGCUGCCUGUGUGUGUGUGUCCUGCAGUAUGCUGCAGUGUUUCCGCUAGAUUAGUCUCUUCUAGGUGGAGCGCAAAGCAACAUCCAGGUCAAUUGAAACCAACAGAAGCCAAACUCUUUUAGGCAGGAGGGAACACAGCUAGAUGUGUGUGUGUGUGUCUGCCUGUGUGUUUUAUGACAGUGAUAGGAUGAUUGAUGAGGGGAAGUAGGGAUGCUUCUGCUGAUUUCCGCAAGUCUCCUAUUCUCCCUCUUCCACUGCCCCACCUCCCUCCCUCCUCUCCGCCCAGUUCCUAUUUCUCUCCCCAGGCAGCUAUUUGUUUAGCUCCCUCACCUCCUUCACCAGAAAUGAAGGGAAUUAUUACAGAUGGCUACAGUAGUACUGAAAAAUGUGUCAUGAACCGUAAACAGUUCCAUUCCCCUGCUCAGCAUGUGUGAAUGAGACUUUAUUUUUAGGCUCGUACAGAUGGACCUAAUGCUUUUUAAUUAAACUCACUAGUUCAGGUAUGAUAGUAGGUUGUUCCUGAGUGGCGCAGUGGUCUAAGGCACUGCAUCGCAGUGCUAGCUGUGCCACUAGAGAUCCUGGUUCGAAUCCAGGCUCUGUCGCAGCCGGCCGCGACCGGGAGACUCAUGGGCAGCGCACAAUUGGCCUAGCGUUGUCCAGGGUAGGGGAGGGAAUGGCCGGCAGGGAUGUAGCUCAGUUGAUAGAGCAUGGCGUUUGCAACGCCAGGGUUGUGGGUUCAAUUCCCACGGGGGACCAGUAUGAAAAAAAAUAUAUAUAUGUAUUCACUAACUGUAAGUCGCUCUGGAUAAGAGCGUCUGCUAAAUGACUAAAAUGUAAAUGUAAUGUAAAUGUUGUUCCUCCCUCUGUAACUGGUAUGGUAGUGACAUCUUGUUGCUCCUCCCUCAGUAACUGGUAUGGUAGUGGCAUCUUGUUGCUCCUCCCUCUGUAACUGUUAUGGUAGUGACAUCUUGUUGCUCCUCCCUCUGUAACUGUUAUGGUAGUGACAUCUUGUUGCUCCUCCCCCUGUAACUGUUAUGGUAGUGACAUCUUGUUGCUCCUCCCUCUGUAACUGUUAUGGUAGUGACUAGGGAUGUGAAUUGAGAUCGUAAAAAAACACAUUGCAGUUAUCACAAAACUACCACUAACAGGUCCCAAUCAUCAUCAUCAUAUAGAGGGGAAAAAAACUACGAACACUUAACGCAACAAUGCUGUAACGUUAGUUUUUUUAGCUAGUUUAUUAACUGGAAGUGUAAUGCGCAGCAACUCAAACAAGGAGUGGGGAAGGGGCCAUGCAGUGUGCGUCUGUGAGUGACGAGGGGAGCAGGGAGGGGGAGAGAUGUGCUGGUAGACUAACUUAUUGCUAGUUAUUUAUCAUCUCAUCUGAUUACAUAGUACCUGUCUUGUUCUUGACUGCAUCAAACCAAGAGAAGCUAGUUAACAACAACUCUAUUCAGCCUACCUGUUGGCUAUUGGUGUGGUAGCCUGUCCUUCUCAUUUCACUUUUAGUUCUGUCAUUUUAAUUCCAUCUUCCAUUGAUUAGUAUAGAUACUGUAUCUCCUAUUAACUUGCCUAGUGAUGGUUUGAUGACUUGUAAUUGUAUGAAAACAACAACAAGCUACAUGUGCCACUCUCCUGAAAAGAGGAAAGCGUGAUGUAGACCAUCUGCAUUGUGAAUUCACUUGGAAUUUUACAAAAUGUUCUUAUCGCGUUAACGGAAAAACCGAUAACAAAAGCACUGUUUAAACGUUAAGAAACAUUGUCCAGUUGUCACAUACCUAGUAGUGACAGCAUGCUGCUCCUCCCUCUGUAGGAGUGCUGUCUCUCCCCGGAGGCCUUCUCCACUGUAAUAUUUAUGUUGCCCCUCCCUCUGUAUGUUACUGUAACUGUUAUGUUGCCCCUCCCUCUGUAUGUUACUGUAACUGUUAUGUUGCCCCUCCCUCUGUAUGUUACUGUAACUGUUAUGUUGCUCUUUCCUCUGUAUGUGACUGUAACUGUUAUGAUAGUGACUGCAUUACUCCUCCUAUCUCUAGGAGCGCUGUAUCUCCCCGGCCAUGAGGAGGCGAUGUUUGGCUCUCAUCUCAGCCUUCUCCACAGCCAUGCUCAUCCUGUCCAACCUCAUCUUCCUUGGGGGAAACCAUGUCGGCAGGAUCAUGUGGAAGAGGGUCUUCAUACAAGGUGAGUUAUCUACUAUAUCAACCCAAUAA